Messenger RNA from Hydra vulgaris (swiftwater hydra), 968 nucleotides. Its product is annotated as large ribosomal subunit protein eL8. NCBI's taxonomy places the organism in Eukaryota, Metazoa, Cnidaria, Hydrozoa, Anthoathecata, Hydridae. Gene Ontology annotation, cellular component: cytosolic large ribosomal subunit. Gene Ontology annotation, molecular function: RNA binding. Gene Ontology annotation, biological process: maturation of LSU-rRNA; ribosome biogenesis. The record is from RefSeq and is a predicted model, not a curated record.
AAUUUAUAAUAUAUUAUUAAAAUUUCAAAAAUUAUUAUUUGUAAGAAUAAAAUACAUCUACCUUGGUUUUUAAAAACAGUUCAAGAGUUGUUUUGGUGCGGUUCCGCAAUAUACUACAUCUUUUUAACCCAAGAUUUGGCCAGGACCCAAAGAUGCCGCCAAAAACGAAGAAGGUCAAAGUCAAGAAGGUAGCCGCUGCUCCAUAUCAAACAACAGCUAAACCUACACCUAAGAAAAUCGUAAAUGUUUUAGUAGAAAAACGACCUAAAAACUUUGGAAUAGGCGCUGAUGUUCAACCAAAACGCGACUUAACACGAUUCGUUCGCUGGCCAAAGUAUGUACGAUUACAACGACAAAAACGAAUUUUGUAUCAAAGGUUGAAAGUUCCACCUUCAAUAAACCAGUUUACUCAAACUUUAGAUCAACAAACAGCUACUCAAUUGUUUAAGUUGUUGCAUAAAUAUCGACCAGAAACUAAAAAAGAAAAAAAAGUAAGGUUGACACAGUUGGCUGAGAAAAAAGCUGCUGGUUCUGCAGAAACCAAAGUCAAAAAACCAAUAACAAUUAAAUAUGGUAUCAAUCACAUUACAAAUUUAGUAGAAAGCAAGAAAGCAGCAUUAGUUGUAAUAGCACACGAUGUUGAUCCUAUUGAGAUCGUUGUUUGGUUACCUGCUCUUUGUCGUAAAAUGGGUGUUCCAUAUUGCAUUGUUAAAGGAAAAGCUAGACUUGGUAAGCUUGUUCACAAAAAAACAGCUACUGCAAUUGCACUCACUACAACACGUCCUGAAGAUAAAUCUUCAUUGGAUAAAGUAUCAGAAGCAGUGAAAACCAAUUACAAUGAAAGAGUUGAUGAAAUUAGAAAACAUUGGGGUGGAGGUGUUAUGGGCAGCAAAAGUCAGGCAAGAGUAGCAAAGUUAGAGCGAAUUAAGGCUAAAGAGCUUAAUGUUAAAUAAAUGCUUGAUAUAAAA